AUGGACCAGGCGUCACACUACCGGUCGACCUACAGGGCGUAUCCGCAUCUCACGCCAGAAGAGUUCGCAGAGGUCUGCCACCAUCUGGAAAGCAGAUAUUGCAAGGCGACCCUGGGCCCUCUUCGCCGGCGAUGGCGCCUCCACGUCCGCACCGCCCUCAGCACCUCGUUUGACUUUGACAGCGACCAUGCCACCUACUUGCAGAUCAGGCGGCCCCUGACUUCUGCCAGCUCAGCCGAAGACGACGAGCUUGCUGCGACGUUUGGCACUUUCUCCUUUGGCAGUCUAGAAGGCCAAGAUGAUGUGGUCGUGGCAGACGAUCACAUGGUUCAGAUGGAUGAAUCAGAUGAGUCCGUACUGCCACGACAGCCGAGGCGCUUUGGAGACGGCUAUGUCACCUACGAGAUACAUUACCACCCAACGUACCGAGCCCCAUGCUUGUGGUUCAGCCUGCAUGACUUGCCUGUGCAUGAACCUGCCUUCAACGUCGAGACAGUCUUUCGGAGGCUUGUUCCUGAUGAGUACAAGGAUAGCCUGCGUCGCGUUGGGUCUGUUGGUGGCAUUUCGGCUGACAGGAGGUUCCUGUCCCACUAG
Microdochium trichocladiopsis is the source of this 594-nucleotide messenger RNA. RefSeq lists its product as uncharacterized. The coding region runs from base 1 to 594 and encodes 197 amino acids. The transcript is spliced from 3 exons. Lineage: Eukaryota; Fungi; Ascomycota; Sordariomycetes; Xylariales; Microdochiaceae. The record is from RefSeq and is a predicted model, not a curated record. Gene Ontology annotation, molecular function: ubiquitin-like protein transferase activity.